AGAUUAUCUGGCGUGUGAUACAGCCACGAGGAUUGACCGUCGCCAAGGAUCAUCGCAAUAUGCGCUCAAGAUGUGUCCCGUUGCAUUGGGGCAUGUAGCCCUUGGUCCGGGAGUAUACCUACCAAUUUGACUUCCUCUCCUACUUUAACUUUCUCUCAAAACUCAACCUCCUUGCCUAUAUAUAUCUAGUUUUGUCUAGUUUCAUCAUUUUGACGGCGUUCAGUAAGAUGCGCACCCCUCUUAUCACCGCUGUGACCCUAGCGGCCAUGAGCGGCAGCACGCCGCUAGGAGACAACAGCGAGCGUCUUGCGGACAUCUUUCUUCGCCAGACCAAUGUGACAUGUCCAGUAACACCGAGCCCCAUGCCUAAAACGGCGGCAUUCCCCUCCGUAAAGACGAUGCCAGAUCCGUUUCUGUAUCUCGACGGCAAGACACGUGUUCAAAGCAGAGAUGAAUGGAUCCAAUGCCGUCAACCCGAGAUCUUCAAGCUUCUCCAGGAAUACCAAUACGGGUAUUACCCUGAUCACUCGCAAGAAACUGUCUCAGCAGCGCGGAGCAGCAACACCUUGACUGUCACUAUUACUACAGGAAAGAAGACCGCCAGCAUCGCAGCUUCGUUGAACUUGCCGAGUGGAGGCGGGCCGUUCCCAGUGGUCAUCUCGAUCGGCGGCAUGGACACUAAGAGUUAUGUAAACGCGGGGAUCGCGGUAGUCACGUUCGAUUAUACCAAGGUCGCUGCAGACAGCAGCAGUAAGACUGGCUUGUUCUGGACGUUGUAUAGUGGUAGAGACAUUGGGGUACUCACUGCAUGGGCAUGGGGCUUCCACCGCGUUCUUGACGGCAUUGAACUCAAGGUUCCAGAGAUCGACGCCACUAAAGCUGGUGUCACCGGUUGCUCUCGUCUCGGAAAAGCUGCCUUGGCUGCUGGGUUAUUUGACAAGCGCAUCACCGUCACUAUGCCAAUGUGUUCUGGCGUGCAGGGUGCAGGGCCUUACCGAUACAGCCUGAGUGGGCAAGGGGAGAACCUGGAGAACGCUAAAUCUGGAGCAGGAUGGUGGACAUCCUCCGGCAUCUCCCAAUUCGUCGGCCACUCCACCCAAUUGCCCUUCGACGCCCAUACGAUAGUCGCAGCCAUCGCCCCACGCGCAGUCAUCCUAUCUCAGAACGUGAAUGAUCAAUUCACAGACUCUAAAGGCACCGCCGAAGUGACCUUUCCUGCGGCCAAGGUCGUAUACAAUUGGUUAGGCGUGGGCGAAAAGCUGGGUAUAAGUAUACCGUCGGGUGGUCACUGCGAUAUGAGUGGAUACGCGGAUGUUUUGCCUUUUGUGCAAAAGGUGCUACAGAAUAAGAGCACAACGCGGAAUUAUGACGAUUUGAAGACGUGGAAGGCUAUGCCCGAGGCUUACCCUUGGGUCAGCGAUGUACCGAAGGCAACCUGAGCAACAGACUCAUCCACGUCCAUCACUGUAAGAAACGAAUCUGAAG
Messenger RNA from Alternaria rosae, 1485 nucleotides. RefSeq lists its product as uncharacterized. Bases 228 to 1439 code for a protein of 403 amino acids. The record is from RefSeq and is a predicted model, not a curated record. The transcript has 3 exons. Lineage: Eukaryota; Fungi; Ascomycota; Dothideomycetes; Pleosporales; Pleosporaceae.